This is a messenger RNA of Brassica oleracea var. oleracea, 1295 nucleotides long. RefSeq names its product protein ABIL1. The record is from RefSeq and is a predicted model, not a curated record. Lineage: Eukaryota; Viridiplantae; Streptophyta; Magnoliopsida; Brassicales; Brassicaceae. The transcript is spliced from 10 exons. The coding region runs from base 202 to 1110 and encodes 302 amino acids.
AGUGCGUCUUUCCCGAAGUCGUUUUCUAAUAUUCGUUUGAGAAAGGAAAAUGGCAUAGGGAGUCCUUGGAAUCGCUUCUACUUCACUCACCUUCUCCUCUCUCUCUCUCUCAAGAGUUAGCUGAGCAGUCUCUCACCAGAAAAGCUCUAACCUCACAUCACAAUCUCCGAACUAACAUUUUGAUACGUAACCAAUCUCGAAAUGGAGACGGAAGCUUCCGUGACGGAGAAUCCAGCGAUGACCUUCGACGAGGUUUCCAUGGAACGCAGCAAGAGCUUCGUCAAGGCCUUGCAGGAGCUCAAGAACUUGAGGCCUCAGCUUUACUCUGCUGCUGAUUACUGUGAGAAGUCUUAUCUCCAUAGCGAACAAAAGCAAAUGGUGUUGGACAAUUUAAAGGACUACACUGUUAAGGCUCUUGUUAACGCUGUUGAUCAUUUGGGAACUGUGGCGUCCAAGCUUACUGAUCUCUUUGAUCAGCAGAGUUCUGAUGUAUCGACUAUGGAGAUGAGAGCUUCUUGUGUUAGUCAGCAACUGCUUACUUGUCGGACUUAUAUAGACAAAGAAGGUCUUAGACAGCAGCAGCUAUUAGCAGUUAUCCCAUUGCAUCACAAGCAUUACAUUCUACCAAAUUCUGUUAACAAGCGGGUACACUUUAGUCCGCUGAGACGAUCUGAAUCGAGACAGAAUCAUUCUCAAGCUAUCAGCCGCCUUCAACCUUCAGAUGCGCCUGCAUCGAAAUCACUCUCCUGGCAUUUAGGCUCAGAUACAAAGUCGACACUGAAAGGAACAACCACUGUUGCACCAAGCUCCAAAGAUUCAAAGGCCUUUGCAAAGACAUCUGGAGUGUUCCAUCUUUUAGGUGAUGAAGAGAACAUUAAGCCUUUGGUCGGAGGUUCUCAGGUCUCAGGUGUUCCUGGAACAUCCUCCAUCACAAGGCAGACAUACGGUGUUGCCCAGAAGGAUAUGGAAGCUCCAAAACUCAUGACGGGACACAAGUCACUUGACAACCCACGACGAGAGAUCAUUCAAGCACCGGUGAGGACCAAGAGCGUUCUAUCUGCCUUCUUCGUGAAACAGAAAACUUCAAAGCUCAAAGCUGGUUACGUCUAGUGAAAACAACCCUCGAAUGAAAUUUCAAUAUCAUCCAACCUUUCUUUGAUUUUUACAGCACGUUCUCUUUUCAUGUAUAAAUUUUCUUAGUUCCAACAUCAAUGUACUAAGUCAAAUAAACAUGGUCCCGUGAUUAACAAAACUGUGUAGCUCAACAAUAAUAGUAAUAUGUUUUAAACAAGGCU